GCCAAAACCUCUAGGAACACGCGCAGCACUGAUUGAAUUUUCAGUUUUUGAUCAAAAGAAAAUGAAGAAAUUUUGGUUGAAAUGUUGUGUUGAAUUUUGAUAUAUGGAUUCUCAGUUCUUUGUCGAAAAUUAGAUGGCAACGAGAAGAAGCGCAUCGAGGAGAAGCUUGUCAAUGACAAGCUUAUCAUCCUCUCAUCUCAAAAAGAAAACAACAGUCCCUCUCUCUCCUCAUCGGAAUUCUCUAUUCUCUUCUCCUUCCAUGGGUCUGACCGGAGAGAGGACAGUGAAGAGACUCCGACUUUCUAAAGCUCUAACGAUACCUGAUUCUACAAGUAUUUAUGAUGCUUGCCGCAGGAUGGCUGCUCGCAGAGUUGAUGCUUUAUUGCUGACUGACUCGAAUGCAUUAUUAUGUGGUAUAUUGACGGAUAAGGAUAUAACAACCAGAGUUAUUGCAAGUGAAGUCAAUAUUCAGGAAACACCUGUUUCAAAGGUUAUGACAAAACAUCCUGUUUUUGUUCUUUCAGACACACUUGCUGUAGAAGCAUUGCAGAAAAUGGUGCUAGGAAAAUUUAGACAUUUGCCAGUUGUAGAAAAUGGUGAGGUCAUUGCUUUGCUUGAUAUAGCAAAAUGUCUUUAUGAUGCUAUUGCUCGCCUUGAAAGGGCAGCAGAGAAAGGAAAGGCAAUUGUAGCUGCGGUUCAGGGAGUUGAAAAAAACUGGGGAGCAUCUAUUUCUGAUUCUGAUUCAUUUAUUGAAACCCUUCGGGAGAGAAUGUUUAGGCCUUCACUCUCUACAAUCAUUUCUGAGAAUCCAAAAACUGUUACAGUUGUACCAAACGAUACUGUUUUAGAAGCAGCAAAAAAGAUGUCUGAAUCUAAAACAAGCUCGGCUAUUGUGGCUGUUGAUAAGAAACCAAAAGGAAUUUUAACUUCAAAGGACAUACUGAUGCGAGUCAUAGCACAAGAUCUUUCACCAGAGUCCAUACUUGUUGAGAGGGUAAUGACUCCCAAUCCCGAAUGUGCUACAACAGAUACAUCUAUUGUUGAUGCUUUACAUACAAUGCAUGAUGGGAAAUUUUUACACCUACCUGUAAUUGAUAAAGAUGGAGUUGUAGUUGCUGUGAUUGAUGUGCUUCAUAUCACUCAUGCAGCUGUAGCCACGGUGGGAAAUACUUCUGGAGUGAAUAAUGAAGCUGCAAAUACUAGGAUACAAAAGUUCUGGGAUUCAGCUAUGGAAUUGUCUCCAGAUGAUGGGGAAGAGACACGAAGCAUUUGUUCGUUGAAAUUUGCUUCUGAAGGGGCAGAGUUGAGAAGAUGUAUAUCCUAUCCUUCGUCAAGCCUGUCUAAUACUUUUGCAUUCAAGAUUCAAGACAGAACAGGAAGGAUGCACAGAUUCAACUGCAAUAUCGGGAGCAUGAGAGAUCUGAUAACAGCCAUUAUUCAAAGAGUGGGGGAUGAUAUAAAGCGGAAGAACCUUCCUCAAAUUCUGUAUGAAGAUGAAGACCAUGACAAGGUUGUUCUAGCAACAGAAAGUGAUCUCACAGCUGCAGUUGAGCAUGCAAGAUGUGCAGGUUGGAAGCAGGGACUAAGAUUGCACUUAGACUAUUCAGGAAAGCACGGGUGUAGAAAGGGUUCAAGGUCCAACAGUUUGGAUACACAAUCUGCAUGGGCUUCAGCUUACAGUGCCGUAGCAGCUGGUGCUGCAUUGUUUGCAGGUUUAGGCGUAAUAGCAUUCCUAAGGAGAUCUAAUAAUUGAUUAUUAUUUCUCUAAUUAAAUACAUUUCCCAUCUCCUGUACAUUUGACAAAUUAACUGAUUUAUCGUAUAUAGUCCCAACCAUCA
Solanum pennellii is the source of this 1838-nucleotide messenger RNA. Its product is annotated as CBS domain-containing protein CBSCBSPB5-like. The transcript is spliced from 14 exons. The record is from RefSeq and is a predicted model, not a curated record. The coding region runs from base 134 to 1753 and encodes 539 amino acids. NCBI's taxonomy places the organism in Eukaryota, Viridiplantae, Streptophyta, Magnoliopsida, Solanales, Solanaceae. Gene Ontology annotation, molecular function: protein binding.